UGAAUUGAUAUUUUUUUUGUUUGGUGAAAUGACUUGAAAGGUUCUUAAUCUAGUUUAGUUGAAUGAACAGUUCAACUUACACUUAAAUUUGAAUUUCAAGUCAAUACAAACAAUCAUCACGAUCUCAACUGAAUACCUUUGAUUAAUUUUUCUUUCGUUCCUUCUUUUCUCUUUCUCUUACACACUCCUUUGCCUAACAUUUCCUCCCUUCUCUGAACUUCUACUCCACUUAAACAUAUCUUAGCUUGAAUUUUGGAUUAUUUAACAUUCAAAUUUCAAUCUUAUCAAUCCUAAGACAAACUCAACUUUCUCUAUCCGUAGAGUUUUGUAUAUCAAAACUCUUAAAAUCCAACUUCUCACUCAUCAAACUACAUUUUUCAUUCAACUUGACAAAUGGCAUCAAAGGCUCAAUUUCUUCGAGAAUACAAACUGGUUGUGGUCGGUGGUGGUGGUGUUGGCAAAUCAGCUCUUACUAUCCAAUUCAUUCAAUCUCAUUUCGUUGACGAAUACGACCCUACUAUUGAAGACUCUUAUCGUAAACAGUGUGUAAUCGAUGAAGAAGUUGCACUACUGGACGUUCUCGAUACCGCUGGUCAGGAAGAAUAUUCUGCGAUGAGAGAACAGUAUAUGAGGACAGGUGAAGGGUUCUUGUUAGUUUAUUCGAUUACUUCGCGUAAUUCUUUUGAGGAAAUCUCUACAUUUCAUCAACAGAUUCUUCGUGUCAAAGAUAAAGACUACUUUCCAGUGAUCGUGGUAGCAAACAAAUGUGAUCUCGAGUACGAACGUCAAGUCGGUGCUCAUGAAGGUCGAGAGCUAGCACGCCAUUUUGGCUGUCGAUUCAUCGAAACAUCGGCAAAACAGCGCAUUAAUGUUGAUGAAGCCUUUAGCUCACUUGUCAAGGAAAUCCGGAGGUUUAACAAAGAACAAUCUGCUGGUCGACCUGGUGCAGGUGGCGCAGGCAACACAACAGGCGCAUUCCAGGAAGAAGGGGAACAGCAAGCAUCAUCCGCAUGCUGUAACUGUGUCAUACUAUGAAAGACUCUUUACUCACCUCAAUCACUAUUCUUUUGACGAAUACUGAUAAUCAAGACCAGAUUCUUCAAGAACAGUCAUUAUCCUCACUAUCCACCUCUUUAUCCUUAUUGCGUGGACGUACAUCAAUGUAUUUACCAACGACCCUUGUCCUCCGACUUUCCUCAAUGGGAGAAAUGGCACUACAACUUUUAUACUCACUUCGUCACUCACCUCCCCCUUUCGUAGCGUUCUUUGGUUGUUACACUUUACUAUCCCGGUAAACCACACGCCAAUUCUUUCCACAGUGCGACUUGUUGUCUUUUUUCCUUUUCUUUUUUCUACUUUAUGGCUUGUGUGUCGCUGUUGAUUCCUUUUAUACUUUAUCUCUUUGUUCUGCUUUAUUUGUUUUAAUCUUCUCUCCUCUCUUCGGUUCAGUUUCAAUCUCAUCUUUUUCUGUGUGUAUGUGCUUGUUUCAAUAUACUUUAUCGCGCUUGUUGGGCCCCGUUUGGAUAGAUGGGUUGAGCUAUAGGGCUCUACUUUGUUUUUCUUUCAGGGAACAUAAUAGUCAUUUAUUGCAAAUUUCUUUCAUACUUACUUUAAUUCUGCAGACCAGCG
Melampsora larici-populina 98AG31 is the source of this 1629-nucleotide messenger RNA. RefSeq lists its product as uncharacterized. The transcript has 5 exons. NCBI's taxonomy places the organism in Eukaryota, Fungi, Basidiomycota, Pucciniomycetes, Pucciniales, Melampsoraceae. Gene Ontology annotation, molecular function: GTPase activity; GDP binding; GTP binding. Gene Ontology annotation, biological process: signal transduction. Bases 394 to 1035 code for a protein of 213 amino acids. Gene Ontology annotation, cellular component: plasma membrane. The record is from RefSeq and is a predicted model, not a curated record.